Drosophila serrata is the source of this 3990-nucleotide messenger RNA. Its product is annotated as speract receptor. NCBI's taxonomy places the organism in Eukaryota, Metazoa, Arthropoda, Insecta, Diptera, Drosophilidae. Gene Ontology annotation, cellular component: plasma membrane. Gene Ontology annotation, molecular function: ATP binding; protein kinase activity; guanylate cyclase activity. The record is from RefSeq and is a predicted model, not a curated record. Gene Ontology annotation, biological process: receptor guanylyl cyclase signaling pathway; cGMP biosynthetic process; intracellular signal transduction.
AUGUUUGCGCACCCCUCGGCUCCAGCUGGAAUCGACCUCUCAGGACUCUACCUCCUGCCCCGCCUAUUACUGCUCCUCGUACUUGCCAUCAGUCAGUGUGGGCAGGUUCAUGGAGAGGUCUUCACACUCGGAUACCUUACUGGCUCGCAAAGGCGCCCGGGAAACCUUGACUACCAACGCCCUGGCAUCACAAUCUCCGGAGCCAUCUCAUUAGCGGUGGAGCAAGUGAACGCCGGUCAACUCCGUGACCGAGGUCACUCGCUGCAAUUCGUUGUGGCCGAAACAUUUGGCGAGGAAGUGGCCAGCAUCCGGCAGACGGCGGCGCUGUGGACCCAGCAGGUGGCCGCCUACAUAGGACCCCAGGAGACGUGCGUCCAUGAAGGUCGCAUGGCGGCCGCCUUCAACCUCCCCAUGAUAUCCUAUUACUGCACCCACCGGGAUCCCUCAAACAAGGCAGAUUUUCCCACCUUUGCCAGGACCCGACCGCCGGACACGCAGAUCUCCAAGUCGGUGGUGGCCCCUUUGGCCUUUAACUACCAAGUGAGCUUUUUGUACUUGGACGACAGCAGUGGUCAAUAUCAACCAGUGGCCGAAACGAUUCUGAGCACACUAACUGUGGCUGGAGUAAGCGUCAGGGACGUUCGCACCUGGAACACCAUUUACCACCACGGAUUUAGCGAACCCUUUGAUGACUUAGUGGAUCAGACCUAUGUCAACACAAGGAUCUAUCUGAUCUUGGGACACUACUAUGAGCACGUAGGCCUCAUGGUAAGUCUCCAAAGGCGGGGACUCCUAUCGGAAGGCGAUUAUUUCGGUGGCAUCGACAUCGAGCAAUAUGAACCGGCUAAGCCCGAGAAGUACUUGCGUGGACUGCUGCUCGAGGAUGUGGAGCCCCUGGCCGUGCAGGCCUUCCAGUCCUAUCUGGGAAUUGUUCCCACGGCAUCCGUCUUUGCCAUGUUCGCCAACGAGGUUAACAAAUACAUGGAGCGACCGCCAUUUAAUUUCCCCAAUCCACUGAAUCUGUUCGGCGGCGUUAAGCAGAUAAGCGCCGAGGCGGCCUAUCUCUACGAUGCCGUGCAUCUGUAUGCCAAGGCGCUGUUGGAAGUCCUCGAUUCGGGCGGCAGGCCGAGGAACGGCAGCGCCAUUGUGGCGGCCAUCAAGGGCUCGCGCUAUCGCAGCGCAAUGGGCUAUCACGUCUACAUCGAUGAGAAUGGCGAUGCGGCCGGCAACUACACAGUAUUAGCAAGGGGGAAGGUCCGAAAUGGACGCAACCAGACGGUGCUGGGACUGCGACCCGUGGGCACCUUCAGCCACAGAAACAGCAGCCUCAGCAGCAGCACCGAGGCUUUGCCCGAUCUCAAUCUGUUCAGGCCCAUUGACUGGGUGGGCGGUACGCGGCCAGCAGCUGCCCCUAGCUGCGGAUUUGGCGGCGAGAAGUGCGUCAAUUACACUGGCGAGAUUUCGGCGGCCAUUGCCGGAGGCGCUCUGCUGUUGCUGGGUUUGGUUCUACUGGUUCUUUACCGCAACUGGCGCUAUGAGCAGGAACUCGAUAGCUUGCUCUGGAAGAUUGACUUCCGCGAGGUGCAAAUGCAUGAGAAUGAGCGGGAGCAGCAGGCUCAGAAGCAAACGCGCUCUACCCACCCCCUGAUCCGGACCAGCCAGGUGAGCCUGAGCUCCAACCCAGACGCCGACUUCCGGUACACGACCAUCUUCACGCCCAUCGGUCUGUACAAGGGCCAGUUGUACGCCAUUAAGAAGGUCCGUAAGAAGAGCGUCGACAUCACUCGCGAGAUGAAGAAGGAGCUGAAGCUAUUACGCGACGCCCGCCACGACAACGUUUGCGCGUUUAUCGGCGCUUGUACGGACCCUCCCAACAUUUGCAUCAUCAGCGAGUACUGCACCCGGGGCAGCCUUAAGGAUAUUCUGGAGAACGAGGACGUCAAGCUGGACAACAUGUUCAUUGCCUCCAUGGUGGCAGACAUUAUACGCGGCGUCAUCUAUUUGCACGAGUCUCCCAUUCGCUUCCACGGCGCUUUGUGCACAUCCAAUUGUCUGGUGGACUCGCGAUGGGUGGUCAAGCUGACGGACUUCGGCCUGUUCGCUUUCAAGCAGGGCAUUGAGGACAGUUUUACCGAUAUGCAACACAUGUCGGCCAAGUGCCUCAAGCUCCUUUAUCGCGCCCCAGAGCUUCUCAGGCAAGGUCCAUCCUCUCUCGUCACGGGCACACAGCGCGGGGACGCCUACUCCUUCGGUAUUCUCCUGUACGAGAUGCACGUACGGCGCGGUCCCUUCGGAGAAACGGGGCUAUCUCCCAUGCAGUGCUUGCAGAAGGUGCUUCAGCCGCAGGACCAGAUGCAUCCGUAUAGGCCCUCCUUGCAGCCCCUAGAGACGGCCUUCGACUGCGUCAGCGAGUGCCUGCGCGAGUGCUGGGCAGAGCGACCCGAGGAUCGGCCAGACUUCAAGACCAUUCGGGCCAAACUGCGGCCUCUGCGCAAGGGUAUGCGCCCGAACAUCUUCGACAACAUGAUGGCCAUGAUGGAGAAGUACGCCAAUAAUCUGGAGGCCCUUGUCGAUGACCGAACGGACCAGUUGCAAGAGGAGAAGAAAAAGACGGAUGCCCUGCUCCACGAGAUGCUGCCGCGCUGUGUGGCCGAUCAGCUCAAGAAGGGCCACAAGGUAGACCCCGAGCACUACGAACAGGUUAGCAUUUACUUCAGCGACAUCGUCGGAUUCACGGCCAUGUCCGCCGAGUGCACGCCGCUCCAGGUGGUCGACUUUCUGAACGACCUCUACACCUGCUUCGACUCAAUAAUCGGCCACUAUGACGUUUACAAAGUGGAGACCAUCGGCGAUGCCUACAUGGUUGUUUCCGGUCUGCCACUGCGCAACGGUGACCUGCACGCCGCCGAGAUAGCCACCAUGUCGCUGCACCUGCUAAGCGCCGUCUCCGAGUUUAAAAUUCGGCACCGGCCGACUAACCGCUUGCUUCUGCGGAUUGGGAUACACUCGGGACCAGUGUGCGCUGGAGUUGUUGGCUUGAAAAUGCCCCGCUACUGCCUCUUUGGGGACACCGUAAAUACGGCCUCGCGCAUGGAGUCGAGCGGCGUACCUCUGAAGAUACACUGUAGUUGGCAGUGCCGGCAACUCCUGGAUCGUCUGGGGGGCUACCACUUUCAGGAGCGUGGCGUAAUCUCCAUGAAGGGCAAGGGGGAGCAGCGCACCUACUGGCUGCUGGGUGAGGAUGAGGAGGCGCGCGACAGGCGCACCUACGAGCGAUCCCAGAGACGAGGCUCGAGGGCCCUUAACAAGUUCAUCCAGGGUACCAUUAAACAGGCCCAGGAAAAGGCUAACGACUACGGUAUACGCUCCUCGCUCAAGCAGAAGAAUCUCCUGCGCAACUCCCUAGCCCGCUCCUCCAGCCUGGAGUCUCCCAAGAAGUUGCGCUUUGCCGCUGGCAGUCUCCUUGAGCACCAUCGCUAUCACAGUGACGAAGCUCUGCUCGAGGUUGACUCCUACACGGGCCUCCGGCGCUCCUCGGGGGGAUCCACACAAUCACGCUACGAAGAGACCACGCUCUCGCUAACCCUGUCCUGUCAAAGUAUUGAGGUGCUGGGCGGCCAGCUGAGCAAACGGCGCCCAUCCUCGUAUCCUACUGCCAACACGCCGCUCUUGAUGAACCACGUGGAGGUGUAACACGGGAGUGUCAGUACUUAACCCAUUUACAGGGAUCCUAGAAAUAUUUGUGUUCAGUAUAUUACGCCAAGUAUUUAAAAACGCUUUUAGUGUGGUCUGUAGUAUAUAUCAGCAAUGUAAUUCUAGCAACUGCGCGGCAUCAGCAUAUUGUGAAAGUGAUUAUAAAUCUAGUCAUUGUUUAAACACAUCCAUGCGCUAACCUAAAGCCAAUCCAUUUAGUCAAAGGCCUGUGUACUCCCAACGGCAUUAAUAAAGAGGAAAAUUAGUAAAGCCAAAUAGUGAACACAUAUGUAUAUA